Halichondria panicea is the source of this 1282-nucleotide messenger RNA. RefSeq lists its product as uncharacterized. Lineage: Eukaryota; Metazoa; Porifera; Demospongiae; Suberitida; Halichondriidae. The transcript has a single exon. Bases 76 to 1086 code for a protein of 336 amino acids. The record is from RefSeq and is a predicted model, not a curated record.
GAACUAAGACAACUGGAACAAGUUCAAGCAGAAACUAGACUACGCUCAGGAAGAGCUAGAGUUCAAGUAACAGAGAUGGAUGAACCGACCAUUGAGGACUUGACAUCCCAGCUUGAAAGCCUACGUGCCCAGCUACGGGAAAAGGAAGAAGUAGUGGAAAAGCUUCAAUCAGUAGCAGACGAGACUAAACUGAAGUUGGAAGAGUCCCUGGACGCUGCUGAAGAAAGAAUCGCAGGACUAGAGCUAGAGCUAAGUCAAUUGGUGAUGCGAGGUGAACUUGAGAGUCUGCGUACGCUCGAGAAUUUGCGAGCAGAGCACAGACAGGUGUUCAACAAAGAAACUGAUCGUAAGGAAGCUGAAACUAAACGGAUGGAAACGUGGAUAUAUGACUUGAAGAAGAGCCAUGAGAACGAGAAGACCCGGCUGCUGGAGCGAAUGGCCUACCUGGAAACCACACGUGGCGUUGAAGGUGAAGCUGGAAUUUCGACGAGUGCCGAACCGAUAGCCGAUGAUGACUCUUCGUCUACUAGUACCCCUGCUGAUCUUGGUGAAGACACGACAUUGCGUGAUGACGGAGAGACGGCAAUUUUGUCUGCAACGGCUCCAGUGUUUGUACCCGCUGCGACCCCUCCUACUACGAUUCCUGCUGAAGUUCUUAUACCCGAGUCUGAUACCAGCGUCAUGGGUGUGAUGACCCGUCUAAUGAAGGCACAAACGGAUGCUAUGGCUGCUCAAGCAAGAGCCGCUAUUAUACAACACCUUCCUCCUCUACCUCGGUUUACAGGUGAAGGCCAAGACGCUGUCGAUGACAAUUUUGGUAAAUGGGCAGAAUUAUUCAAGGAGAGAGCCAAGUUCUCUGGCUGGGGUCCAGAUGAUCAGUUAUAUCACCUGAAAACACACUUGGAGAAGUCAGCCCUGGAAGCGUACGGAAACCUCCCAGAUAGUAGCAAGACUGAUGUCAGCAGUGCUAUUGCAUCUCUACGACAACGUUUCAAGCCUAGUGGAAUGGAAGAGUUACGUGGAUUGGAGUUCCACAGAAGAAUACAAGGCGAUGAGACCACUGAACAGUUGGGUCUAAGUAUCUAACACCUUGGUAAAAGGGCCUACCCAUGCAUGGGCGGCAAAGACUUUGACCGACUACUGAAAGGCCGCUUCUAUCAAGCCCUGAAAGUUGUAUGGCAAAGAAAGCUUGGUCCUCCUAAGCCUGGUGAAAGUUUUCACGAUCUGUUAUGUCGUGCACGUCUGAUCGAAGAAUACGAAAAACAGUACCAAGAGUCGGCUA